Molecule: messenger RNA, 1964 nt
Organism: Triticum urartu
Lineage: Eukaryota; Viridiplantae; Streptophyta; Magnoliopsida; Poales; Poaceae
Product: mitochondrial-processing peptidase subunit alpha
Biological process (GO): proteolysis
Cellular component (GO): mitochondrion
Molecular function (GO): metalloendopeptidase activity; metal ion binding
Source: RefSeq, a predicted model, not a curated record
GAUCCAGGCCGCCCGCUAGCCUUUACACGCGCCGCGGAGUGUCUUGCCCUCGCAUCAACCCCUCACCGGCGGCGGCUCCUCUCCCCCCUCCACCGUCUCGCCGCCUCCGCGCCCCCGGGAUCUCGUCUCGCAGGCCACCAUGUAUCGCGCCGUUGGGAGCCAUCUCCGCUCUCUCAAGAAUCAUGGUGCUAGUAGGUUUGCUAGCACAAGUGUAGUGAAGCAAUCUUCAGGUGGUCUGUUUAGCUGGCUUCUUGGCGGAGGCUCAAGCCAACUACCCCCUCUUGAUGUUCCGCUCCCAGGCAUUACAAUUCCUCCACCCCUACCAGAUUUUGUUGAGCAAUCCAAGACAAAAAUCACUACUCUUCCAAAUGGCAUCAAGAUUGCAUCAGAGACAUCACCGGGCGCGGCUGCAUCAGUGGGUUUGUACAUUGACUGUGGUUCUAUUUAUGAAACACCUGGUUCAUCUGGAGCAUCGCAUCUAUUAGAGAGAAUGGCCUUCAGGAGCACAGCAAAUCGGAGUCACUUGCGGCUAGUUCGUGAGGUGGAAGCCAUCGGAGGAAAUGUCUCUGCAUCUGCUUCUCGUGAACAAAUGAGCUAUACCUAUGACGCACUGAAGAGUUAUGCACCAGAGAUGGUUGAAGUUCUCGUUGACAGUGUGAGGAAUCCAGCAUUCUUAGAGUGGGAGGUCAAAGAGCAGCUCCAGAAGAUAAAGUCUGAAAUAUCUGAAGUGUCUAGUAAUCCACAAGGUCUGCUUUUGGAGGCACUUCAUUCGGCUGGGUAUUCUGGGGCACUGGCGAAACCUCUGAUGGCUACAGAAUCUGCUAUAAGGAGAUUGGAUAUUAGUACCCUGGAGGAAUUCAUUCAUGAAAAUUACACUGCUCCCAGGAUGGUUCUUGCAGCAUCAGGACUUGAACAUGAUGAGUUGGUUUCGAUUGCGGAACCACUGCUCUCAGACCUUCCUGGUGUGAAACGUCAUGAAGAGCCAAAAUCGGUGUAUGUGGGAGGGGACUAUCGUUGCCAAGCAGAUUCUCCAAAUACGCACAUUGCACUUGCUUUUGAGGUGCCAGGUGGCUGGCGCCAAGAGAAAACUGCAAUGAUUGUGACUGUGCUUCAGAUGCUCAUGGGAGGAGGGGGGUCUUUCUCUGUUGGUGGCCCUGGGAAGGGAAUGCAUUCUCGAUUGUAUCUCCGUGUCUUGAACAAGUAUGACCAGAUCGAGUCAUUCUCUGCUUUCAACAGUAUCUACAAUGAUUCAGGUCUUUUCGGAAUUCAUGCAGCCACUAGCCCAGAUUUUGCAUCAACGGCUGUGGAUUUGGCAGCAGGGGAACUCCUUGAAGUUGCAACCCCUGGAAAAGUUACUCAAGAGCAGCUUGAUCGUGCUAAAGAGGCUACCAAGGCUGCAGUUCUGAUGAAUUUGGAAUCAAGAAUUGUGGCAUCUGAAGAUAUUGGAAGACAGGUUCUGACUUAUGGGCAAAGGAAGCCCGUUGAGUACUUUGUGAGAGCUGUUGAGGCGACCACCCUGAACGACAUCUCUACGGUUGCACAGAAGAUAAUCUCUUCACCGCUUACAUUGGCAUCAUGGGGCGAUGUUAUCCACGUCCCGAGCUACGAGUCCGUCAGCCGGAAGUUCCUCUCCAAGUGAUGGUUCAUCGGUCGGCACCUGGACAGACCUGUGGAGUUCGUUCCGAAGUUGCAAGCCUUAGCCCUGCACCGGCCCUCGGCUGGAAUAAAACCAGUGAUGCUAUAUUUUUGUUGACUAGUUAUUACAGCGAUGAAUAAUCAUAAGGUUUCUGUCAUCUGGUGUGUGCUCUACCGUGCAGCUACACUAGGGUCGUCCCUAAAUCAGGCGACGUCGGGUGGUGUUUUAGUUGAGAGACCUGUACCACUCUGCUUGUAUGAUCCAUCUAUAUGUUCAUUUUGGGUUUAUGACAUAUGAAUGCCACAGCAGAUUUGGCGCCCUCCUGUCA